AUGUGCAUCGCCAUCGUAAAGAAUCACAAACACAACACCGUAAUAUCAACAGACAACGUCAUCAGCAUUUUAUCAUCUUCAUCACCAACACACCAGUUCCAGGCGAUCAUAAGCUCAAGCUCCAUUUUCAUCUUCACGACGCGAGCCUUCAAAACAACGUACGACGUAUGCAACAACAAGUAUCAUACGAUCAACAUGAUGAUCAACUCUGCCGGAGUAACGCUAUCCGUCGAUUCCAUUUACCAGGAAUCCAAACAGUUCGACUCCACAUUUGCCUAUGCCGCCCCGCUCAGUGUCCCUAUCUACCUUGGGGGCGUCAAAGAUCCAUUGUGGAACAUUCCAGGCGUCUUCUCCAGUACGAGCAUGCUUGGCUGCAUUCAGAGGUCCUAA
This is a messenger RNA of Helobdella robusta, 390 nucleotides long. RefSeq lists its product as hypothetical. The record is from RefSeq and is a predicted model, not a curated record. Lineage: Eukaryota; Metazoa; Annelida; Clitellata; Rhynchobdellida; Glossiphoniidae. The coding region runs from base 1 to 390 and encodes 129 amino acids. The transcript has 2 exons.